Sardina pilchardus (European sardine) is the source of this 10000-nucleotide messenger RNA. RefSeq names its product DENN/MADD domain containing 4C (gene dennd4c). The transcript has 35 exons. Gene Ontology annotation, biological process: regulation of Rab protein signal transduction. Gene Ontology annotation, molecular function: protein binding. The record is from RefSeq and is a predicted model, not a curated record. Gene Ontology annotation, cellular component: cytoplasmic vesicle. NCBI's taxonomy places the organism in Eukaryota, Metazoa, Chordata, Actinopteri, Clupeiformes, Clupeidae. Bases 288 to 6407 code for a protein of 2039 amino acids.
CCAUUCCACCUCUAGCAGUGUACUCCGAGAAACCCAAGAGCCCGUGCUAACACAACACAAACAUGGCGGCUACUGCCACCGACACACAUCAAUAAGAACAUCGCCAACAAGUGGAACAAACAAACUUUCCUGGGAUUAUUGGAGCGUGCGCGCUUUUUACUAUCAACAGCGAUUCCCCCCAUUCGCACAAAGGUGAAGACGGAGUAUCGAGGCGGUCAGAUCAGCAACUUGCCUACAUGUCAACGUCCUCUUCUUUAAAACAGUAAACAGCUGGCACCGGCCCAGCCAUGAUGGAGGACAAGGGCCACCGCGUGAGCGACUACUUCGUGGUGGCGGGCCUGACGGAGCGCUCGGCGCCGCUGGAGCAGGACCUGUCGGAGGCCAAGGCGGGCGGGCCCAAGGCGCCCAUCUGCGAGCUGGCGGUCAUCAACCGCUCGGCGGGCGAGACGGUGCCCGAGGGCUUCACCUGCAUCGAGGUCACACCUGGCGGUCAGCCCGCCAACCUCAACCACGGCAGCCUCAAGAGCCCCGAGCUCUUCCUGUGCUACAAGAGGGGCCGCAGCAAGCCCCCGCUCAUAGACAUCGGCGUCCUGUACGAGGGCAAGGAGCGCCUGAUCCAGGGCUGCGAGAUCAUCCAGGCGACGCCGUUCGGCCGCUGCGCCAACGUCAACAACAGCUCGGCCACGUCGCAGCGCAUCUUCAUCACCAUCCGCCGCGACCGGCCCGUGCAGCCGCAGAACUCGCUCUCCGUCACCGACAUCUGCGUCAUCAUCACCAACAAGGGAGAGACACCGCCACACACCUUCUGCAAGGUGGACAAGAACCUCAACUGCGGCAUGUGGGGAUCCAGUGUUUUUCUUUGCUACAAGAAGUCAGUGUCUGCCUCCAACUCCAUUGCUUACAAUGCCGGCCUGAUCUUUCGCUACCCGGAGGAGGACUACGAGUCGUUCCCGUUGUCUGAGUCGGUGCCGCUGUUCUGCCUGCCCAUGGGUGCCAAGAUCGAGUGCUGGGCGCCCAACACGCCCUACCCGCUGCCCGUCUUCUCCACCUUCGUCCUCACCAUCUCCUCCGGCGAAAAGGUGUACGGCGCUGCGAUCCAGUUCUACGAGGCGUACCCUCUGGAGCAGCUGAGUGAUCGCCAGAGGCAGCAGCUGGGCCUGGUGACGGCGGUGGAGAAGAAGCUCAUCACCAACCGGCCCGUCAACACCAACAAGUGCAUCUGCCUGCUGUCCCGCUGGCCCUUCUUCGAGGCCUUCCGCAAGUUCCUGCUCUUCCUCUACAAGCUCUCCGUGUCCGGGCCGCACCCCCUGCCCAUCGAGAAGCACAUCUCCCACUUCAUGCACAACGUGUCCUUCCCCUCCCCACAGAGACCCCGAAUACUGGUCCAGCUUUCUCCACAUGACACCUUAAUCCUGUCUCAGCCUGUGUGCACUCCUCUGCCUCUGAGUGGGGCUGAUUACCGGACGCUGCUGAUGAAUCUGGGGGCUGAGAACUGUGCCAUCGUGCUGCACUUCGUGCUGAUGGAGAGCAAGAUCCUGCUGCACUCCCUCAGGCCUGCCGUGCUCACCGGGGUCGCCGAGGCCGUCGUGGCCAUGAUCUUCCCGUUCCAGUGGCAGUGCCCGUAUAUCCCCCUGUGCCCCCUCUCCCUGGCGGGCGUGCUCAACGCUCCCUGCCCCUUCAUCGUGGGCGUCGACUCACGCUACUUUGACCUCUACGACCCCCCGCCGGACGUGGUGUGUGUGGACCUCGACACUAACACCAUCUAUCAGUCGGACGAGAAAAGACACUUGAACUGGAAGAAUCUCCCAAAGAAGCCGUGCAAGAAUCUCCUCAGCUCCCUGUGCAACUUGCAGAACCAGCUGGCACUUGUGCGUCGCAACACCCCUGAGACCUCUGCGGUGGACAUGACGCCCAUCGAGGCGGACUUCACGUGGCAGAAGAAGAUGGCGUCUCUGGAGAUGGAGAUCCAGGAGUCCUUCCUGCGCUUCAUGGCCACCAUCCUCAAAGGCUACCGCUCCUACCUCAAGCCCAUCACCGAGGCCCCCUCGGACAAGGCCACCUCCGCAGACUCCCUCUACGACCUGCAGGGUUUCCUGAAGAGUCGUGACCGCGCGCACCAGAAGUUCUACUCGCAGCUGACCAAGACGCAGAUCUUCAUCCGCUUCAUCGAGGAGUGCACCUUCGUCAGCGACAAGGACACCGGCCUCGCCUUCUUCGACGACUGCAUUGAGAAACUCUUUCCAUCCGACAAAGGAACGGACAAGGGGACAAAGGUGGAGGGGGAGUGGUCUGAGGACACUCGUCUGAUGGAGCUGGACGAGUCCCAGAAGAGCGAGCACACGGUGUUCGUCAUGCCCCCAGAGCCCCCCCCAGACGACGGCACCGACCCCCCCGCCAGAUACAGUUAUGAGACGUUUCCUUCCCUGUGUCUGGACCUGUUCGAUCGUCCUCGUGAGCUGCGUCCGGCUCUGAGCAGUCGCUCCGCGGGGGCCAGCCUGUCCAGUAGUCCCGCCCUCCUGGCCAAGAGGACCAAACAGGAGAUCAAGCUGGCGGUGAAGAUGGCGAAGCGUUACUAUAGCAACCCGCCGCUGUGGGCGCGCUGCCUGAUCAGCCACUGCUACAGCAUGUGGUUCAUCUGCCUGCCCGCCAGCGUGAGGUCCGCCCAGUCCAAGACCCGCGCCAUGCAGCAGGCCUACACCGUGCUGCUCAAACUACGCACCUCCGAGGUGGAGAUGCUGGACGAGGUGUGCUACCGUGUGGUCAUGCAGCUGUGUGGUCUGUGGGGAAUGCCCGUCAUGGCGGUCAGAGUGCUCAUGGAGAUGAAGAAGGCUGGUGUCCACCCCAACGCCAUCACCUACGGAUAUUACAACAAGGCGGUUCUGGAGAGCACAUGGCCCAGUCAGAACCGGAGCGGUCUGUUCAUGUGGACCAAAGUGCGUAACGUGCUCCGAGGAGUGGCCCAGUUCAAGCAGGCCAUCAAGGGCUCCUCCAGCCCUGAAGAGGGCGCCCUCAUCCCCUCCAUAGUGUUGGUGGACGGCAGGGUGCGCUCUGCAGAGGUGGACCGGCUGAGUCACGGCAGUGGGGACAGCUCCAGCGAGCCCAAUGGAGACGAGCACGUGCUCUUCUCACACACAAUCACCACGGACAACCACUGCAGCAACACAGGGGGUCAGUCGGAUCAGGGCUACGGCUCCAAAGACGAGCUCCACCAGGAGCUGAACUCCUCUGUGCUGCCCGCUCCCAUCCAGCCAAUCAACAGCAAGGCUAGCCCCACACACACUGGUGGGGACAUAGCUGGUUCGGUGGACAGUGCGGUCGCCGUGACAACACCGCCCAGUCCUGCGGACGUGGUGCCCCCUCCCCCAAGCAUCGUCAAGCUCUCCACCGGCAGCUUCGACAGCACCGCCGGCGGUGGAGGUGGCAGCAAGCUCUUCAAGCCGCGCAGCAAAAGCGAGGACGUCGCCCUUCCCGAGGACGACGUUUGCCUCCCCUCCGUCGCCGUGACUACAGACUCCUCCUCCUCCUCCUCCUCCGUCCCUGGCGUUGCCGGUCCCAGUCCUUCGCCCGGGGCCUCGUCGUCCGCCAGCGGUGGCGGUGGUGCCGCCGUUGGCACGGUUGCCGGGGCAACGCGCGCCAAGGCGUUUGCGGAGCGCAGCUGCAGCUUCAGCGCGGAGAGCCGUGCGGGGAUGCUCAGCAAGAAGGGCAGUCUGGACCAGCUGACCAUGGCCGCCCACAUGGGGGCCGACGCGCGCAUCCUCACACACGCGCUGACCGGAGGAGCCAAGACGCCGCCGCCCGGUCACACACACACGCACACACACACACACACGCCAGGCGGGACGCCCACACCCACGCCGGGAGGAGGAGGGACGGCGUGCUUCUCUUUCCCAGAGCAGGAGGGGGAGGAGGAGGAGGAGGAGGAGGAGGAGGAGGAAGAGGAGGAGGCGUCGGCACACACGCCCACACCCAGAGAGGAGCAGGAAGAGGAGGAGGAGGCUGACAAGGAGGAGGCGGAGCCUGACGAGGCGGACGGCGGAGAGCAGGCCUCAGGGUCAGAGGUCACGACCCCGAGCAUGGUGGCGCGGAGCAUCAGCACGAUCUCGUCGACCUCGACGACGAGCCGCGUUGCCGAGCGACUGGACGUGGAGGCGGGCUCGGACCCGCUGUCCCUGCUGGUGUCGGAGAGCGAGGACGCCGUGUCCGUGCAGAGCCAGGAGUCUCAGACGGGGGGGGCCGCGGCCCCCCAGACCCCCCAACGCCAGCUGGCCCACGAGAUCGAGCUCUACAUGAGCCUGGGCGCCAAGGCGUCCGCGUCCAACACGGACCUCGCCCAGAACACACCCCCUCAGGGCGCUUCGGACGCGACCGACACCAACGCCACCACCGCCGCCGAAGUAUCCCAGCAGCCUCUGCUUCACCCUGCUCCCCCGUCAUCGUCAUCGUCAUCGUCGCUGGCGAAGCAGCCGCUCGAGCGUCGCUCCAGCCUCCCGGCCGCGCCCCCUCCGAGACCUCCGCCGCCGGGCAGUACGGGCAGCACGCCCAAGCGCAGCCCGGCCACCGUCUCGCGCUCCAAGACCUUCGCCGUCAAGUCCAGCCGCACGGCGACGACCCCGACAACAGCGCUGCAGAGCCCCUCGCGCUCGCUGACCGCGCCCUCGGUCACGCUGUCGGCGCUCGUACGGUCGUCGCAGAGCGGCUCGCUCGGCUCGGUCAUGAACUCCAUCUCGGGCAUCAAGAUGGACGCGCUGCUCUCGGGCCCCAAGAUGGACGUCAUCAAGUCCGGCAUGAAGCAGGCCGCUACGGUGGCCAGCAAGGUGUGGGGCGCAGUGGCCUCCGCAUACAGCUACUCCGACGACGAGGAUGAGCAGGGUCAGCAGCGUGACGGUUUCCCGGCGCGUCUUGAUGACCAGUUCCUGGCGGGGGAGGGGUCAGGAGUGGAGGGUUCCGUCCCCCGAGGCCUCAUCCCCAGCCUGGCCUCCAACGGCCUCACACACUCUUCCACCAGCCUGCACAGCAGCAGCGGCAGCAGCGACACACACCACAACACACCCAUGACUCCAGGACGCUCGAUGAGAGGCGGAGACUCAGAGCAUAGCUCCUCCCAUCACGCCAGCUCCUCCAGCAUCUACCAGAACUGCUCCCUAGAGGUGUUGAUGUCCAGCUGUUCCCAGUGUGUGAAGUGUGAGUGUCUGGUGUAUGACGAGCAGAUCAUGGCGGGCUGGACGGCCGACGACUCCAACCUCAACACCACCUGCCCCUUCUGCCAGAGUGCCUUCUUGCCCCUGCUCCAUGUGGAGUUCCACGACCUACGCCCACCCAGCGGCUUCUACCUGAAGCCAAGUGAGUCUGGCGACAGCCUCCCAGGCGCUCAGCCAAUCACCACCUCCGAACAGAAGGUUGGCUCCACCCCCAACCCCACCAACUCCAGCGACCUCAUGAGCUUCCCAGAAUCCACCGAGGAGGGAGAGGAGGACGAGGAGGCCGCCAGCAGUCGCGCUGGCGCACAGAAGACGUUGGUGCUGGAGCCGGCCCAGUCGGACCCUCUGGGCAUCGUGGAGAAGCGCGGCACCUCUCUGACCCGCAGCAACAGCGUGGGCGGGCCCCUGCAGAGCCUGAGUGGCAGCCAGCGGCCCAAUCACGGCAUCUCCACCACCAGCCUGCCCAAUAGCCUGCACGAUGUGGCGGAUUCCUUGGGGCAGAAGCGUCCCAAUCCGAAGCCGGUGUCGGUUCCGUACCUGAGUCCUCUGGUCCUGAGGAAGGAGCUGGAGUCUCUUCUGGAGAACGAGGGGGACCAGGUGAUCUACACUCACAAGUUCCUGAGUCAGCACCCCAUCCUGUUCUGGAACCUUCUGUGGUAUUUCCGGCGCCUGGACCUGCAGAGCAACCUGCCAGGACUCAUCCUCACGUCCGAGCACUGCAACAACGGAGUCCAGCUGCCCCAGACGUCCCUGUCUGCUGACAGUAAGCAGGUGUACAUCCAGCUGCUGUGGGACAACACCAACCUGCACCAGGAGCCCUCAGAGCCACUCUACAUGCUGUGGAGGAGCUUCAUGGAGCGUAAAGGGACGCUGGACCCGAGUGACCACCAGGAGACGCGUACGCUGCUGAACAGCAUAGUGCGCAGCAUCCAGACCAACGACGUGUACUCGCCCAUCAACGUGCUGCUCAGGGAGGUCAAGCGCCACCCAGAGGUCAAGAGGCAGAGGAGUAUCUACAGGGAGAUUCUGUUCCUAGCCCUGGUGUCUCUUGGCAGAGAGAACAUUGACGUGGAGGCGUAUGAUCGUGAGUACCGGCAGGCGUUUGAUGAGUUGAGUGCUGAGCAGCGGAAGGCCUUGGCCCCCAUGGACUGGCCGCCCAACAAGAGUGUGCAGUGGUGCCUCAAGACUUUCGGCGCUCCCUUCAUCUGAGGCCCCCUAGGGGCAUGGAGGACCAACAGCACCCUCCCAAACACCCAGCCACCCACUCAACAACACCCCCACCCCCCCCCCUCCCCAACCCCAACCGCCUCUGGAGCUACGCUGGGGUCAACUCUGUAGGGGUCAGGGGUGAAGGGUCAUGGCACUAUGGAAACGGGGUUCUUCUGUUGUUGUUUUCGCUUGUUUGUUUGUUUGUUUGUUUUGUACAGUUGAUAGCGACUUUGACAGCAGCACCCUGACCCAAAGAUGGUACUUUUGACCCCCCCCCCCCUCCCCCCCGUCGCCACGUCAUGCUUUCAUCACUGCAAUUCUUUUUUUUUUUGGUCGUCCUCUUCGUCUUCUCUCUCUCCAUGAGCCCCGACUCUCCGCUGCGUUGUCCAGACGACAGGGUGUGAUCGUGGCCCUCGGUUCCUCUUGCUGAGUCUUCGGACGCUCCGACUCCCCCCAUGUGACUGCUGAAGCACGCUGACAGCAACGUGUGUGUGUGUGUGUGUGUGUGAGGGAGAGAGGUGUCGUAGUGUGUUGUGUGUUUUGGAUGAAGAUGACAGUGUGGUCAGGUCUAAAAAUUCAUCUCUCCCUCUCCCACACACACCUGAUGUUUCACCCCCCCCCUCCCCCUCUCCGCCGCGGCAACAGUUGCCGUGUGGGUGUGUUGUCCUACGCACCAGGGUCGCCAUGACAACCAGUCUUAACUAUUUGAUGUGCACUUUCUGAUGAUGGAUGUUCUGUCGGCCGGGUUGGAUCUCUUAUAAAGUCUCUUUGAUUUUAGUUGUUAGUUUUUUAUGUAUAUAUUUUUCUACGUUGGGCCUGCGCGCGUGCGCGCGUGCGUGUGUGUGUGUGUGUAUGUGUGUGUGUGUGUGUGUGUGUGUGUGUGUGUGUGUGUGUGUGAGAACCGGGUUGCCUUCCUCCCAGAAUGGGCUCUUUUCGCUGUGACUUCUGGGUAAUUUGUCUUUGACAGCCAGCUUAGGGGGACACUAAGAUGUGAGGUCAGUGUGUGUGUGUGUGUGUGUGUGUGUGUGUGUGUGUGUGUGUGUGUGUGUGUGUGUGUGUGCUUGCAUGUGUGUUGUUCAUCAACAGAUUGGCUAGAGUAUAUGAUGACUGUACUGUAGGAAAUUGUAACACAGACACAAGAUUAAAACAUUCCAGAAAUCACACGAGAGUCUUAAUAAAGGGUGGUGACGGAGGUGUGUGCCCGGUGGCAUCUACCCAGUGGUGUGUGCCCGGUGGUGUGUGCCCAGUCUCGGACGUGCUGACCAGUCAGAAGUGCCAGUCAGGUGACUCGUCAGUCGUCAGGGUUCUUUGAGAUGCUGUUGCAUGACUGUAAGCCUCUUGGGAGAUAAGAAGCCAGUUGUGUCCAAGUGGCUCUCUCUUCUUUCCCUCUCUCAUUCACACACACACACACACAUAUACACACUCACAUAUACACACACACAUAUACACACACACACACACACACACACACACACACAUAUACACACUCGCAUAUACACACACACACACACACACACACACACACACACACACACAUACCCUCGUCAAUUUCUCACAGAGUUUCAUUGUCACAGUUUCAUUGUCACACAGUUGUACAGAAAAUGAUCAUGACUUAAAUAAACACAUAACCACACACAGCACACACCAUAUCUUGAAAAUGUGAGAAAAAAUAUGUACACACAUAACAUACACGCACACACACAAUCUAUAUAUAUACACAGUGCUUGUGGUGUUAUAUGGGACAUUUAGCGCCUUGCCAUCUCAGCUGUAUGUGUGUGUGUGUGUGUGUGUGUGUGUGUGUGCCUUUCUAGCGCUCGUGUUUUUAACCACAAAUGUUUUAAUCACUCUCACACGACAGAGGCGCAUACACACACGCACAGGCCGAUGUAGAAGACACACACACACACACAAACAUACAUACACACAUACACAGAUAUCUUGGGCAGUUUUGCACAGUGUAAACAUGCACACAAACACGGCAUAGCCAGCGUUCCGAGACAGUAACCAUCAGCUGAUGAGAGGGUUAGAGAGAGUUCUUGUGCCUUGCUGCAAAGGCUUGGGAGGUUUUUACUGCUACUAAAGUAACACAACAUAGCCUGCCUUAAUUUAUUUGUCUUUCUCUUUACAUUUUUGUAUAGCUGAACAUGCAUUUAGAAUCAAGGAGCGUUCACUGAGCAGGGGGUCAGAUAUAUAUAUGUGUAUAUAUCCACGUUUUUCUUUACUGGUUGCUUUGCAGUCAUAAACACUCUAAACAUAUCAUGCUCCUUGAACUGACUAGCCAAUCAAAUGUGUUGGUCUACUCUACAAGCUUUGUGAAUUCGCUGCAAAAGGGCUCACGAGGACCUCUAGUGGACGUUUAGAGAAUCACACAAGGGGUUUGAUCGGAGGAAGUAGGCUGCUCAUAACGAACGGCAGAAUGUGAAGUGUACUUAAUUAAUGAAUUAAUGAAUGAAUUAAUCAAUACUGGGCCAAUACUACUGCUGUAGAACCCAGAAGAGGGAGGAGGGAGGGAGGGGGGCGAAGCAAAAACAUUCCGACUUGUGUGUGUCUAGUGUGUAAAAAAAGAAAACACACACUUGUGUAUUUGAUAUCUCGACAGUGUCACCCCCUUUAAGUGAGUGAGUGUGUGUGUGUGUGAGUGUGCGUGUUUUUGAAUCUGGGAGAACCUCAAAUGUGCACAUCAUUUUCUUCAUGUUUUUUUUUUAUUAUUAUUAUUAUUGUUGUUGUUGUUGUUGUUUAGAGUGUUAAAACUUGGUAAGCGUUCAGCCCUUGCACAUAACUCGAUGUGUUGUAAUGUAGAACCGCCAUUCAUUAUUUUUCUCUCUCCUGCAGUUUAACACAUUUUUAACACCAAGUGAUUCCCACAGCUCUCGCCUAUUGUGUACAGUCUGCUUGUGUCCUUUCCUCCACGGUAGACUACAGGAGCUGAUCCUCUCCUCCGAACCCGCUCCAGACCUGGGCCCAGUCCAGUUCAUGGGCCGCUUUCCUGUACAUGGGUCAAAUGAGUUAAGACUACUGUAGUCCUGCACAUAAAAGAGCUUCAGUGGAGGUCUCUACUGAGGAAAAAAGCUUUUAGAUUAGUCGUAGUUUUAGUAGGCUUUUAGUACUAGGCUUACCUCCCUUAGGGUUUGGUACUAACUUACCACCCUUAGAGUUUAGUACUAACUUACCACCCUUAGAGUUUAGUACUAGGCUUACCUCCCUUAGGGUUUGGUACUAGCUUACCAUCCUUUGGGUUUGGUACUAACUUACCACCCUUAGAGUUUAGUACUAGGCUUACCUCCCUUAGGGUUUGGUACUAGCUUACCAUCCUUUGGGUUUGGUACUAACUUACCACCCUUAGGGUUUAGUACUAGGCUUACCAUCCUUAAUCCAUGUAUGGGAAAGUUACGUGAAACUGUUUAAAUCCAGCUUUAUGGCUAAAACCACAACCCCAGCAGGGCCCCUGUGGACCAGGUCUGGGUAUGAGUUGGAGAGGAGGCUCCUUGAAGGUCUCCACCAUUGUAAAUUCCCUUCUGUACCGUCCUGUGGAAUGAGUGUUGGUCUACACCUACUGAAAUAUACUGCAAUAAAUGAGUUUGGACAUGAUUGAA